This is a messenger RNA of Closterium sp. Naga37s-1, 2463 nucleotides long. The record is from the annotation of a GenBank genome assembly. NCBI's taxonomy places the organism in Eukaryota, Viridiplantae, Streptophyta, Zygnematophyceae, Desmidiales, Closteriaceae.
AUGACGCUUUCCGCCCCCGCGAUCUCCGCGCCGGCGCUCCUCCGCACGCUGGCGCUCGCGCCAAGCGUCACGGCGCUUUCUCUGGAGGCGAACGCCGUCGAUUUCUACGACGACGAGUUUCUGUCUCGCCUGCUCUCCGCGCGCCCUCAGCUCGCCCGCCUCAGCAUCGCCGCCCCCCGCUUCACCGGAACGCCGCACUUUCGAAUCGGCACGAAAGCUGUCGAGAAUUUCUUCCGCCUCGCCUCGUCGCGCCUGCAAGAGCUCUCGCUGCGCGAAUGCUUCGGCCACACGACGAAGCUUCCUGCUUCCGUCGCGUCGCUGUCGUCGCUGCGCGUGUUCCGCCUGUGCAGUAAGGUUCUCCGCUCGCUGUCCGGCGAAAUAUUCCGCCUGUCUGCCCUGCAGGAACUUUAUCUAAACUGCCCGUUGCUGCAGCAGCUGCCCGAAACUUUCGGCCGGGUAACAAGGCUGGAGCACCUUUCGUUUACGGACUGCAAGGACAUGCGGCGCCUGCCGGACUCGCUCGGCGAUCUCUCCUCGCUCACCUCUCUCCACAUCGACGGCUCGUGGCACGUAGAUCGCUUCCCGCCUCGCGUCGGCGCGCUGCAGCAGAUGCGGCGACUGGAGCUGCGAAACUUCACCGGCGCGUUACCAGACGCAUGCGAAGAGUGGGCGAAACUCGAGCAGACGCUCCCACCCAACCUGCCCUUCGCAUCCGCACUGCACCAUCUAACGAUCAACUAUCUCAACUUCGAAGUGUCCCUCGGACCGCUAAGCGAUCUAGUCUCUUUGGAGCGAUUAGAGGUCUCAAGUGUCGACCGCGAGGAGAGCUUUCCCGCAGCGCUCUUCGCGUUGCCAUCGCUUGCGUAUGUGAAAGCGGGGUACGUGUGGUGGGUGGAAGCUGACGAGGUAGUGGCUAUGGAGGAGUCGAGGGAGCUAACCGCACUCCCGAGGGAGCUAACCGCACUCCCUAAUGCUGAUAGACACGUGGCACUGAACCAUCCCGCUGGUGCUGCCGCAGCAGCAGGUUCAGCAGAUGAUACCGCCGACCAAUCAGCACUCGGCCCGUCUCUGAAGCAUUUCAGCAUCUGCAUGGGCACUGCCGGGCCCGGCAGGCGAGGCGGCAGGCUCUCCGCGCGUGUGUGCUCGCUGCUCUCCCUCACGCACCUCUCCAUCGACUGCCUCUCUUCCUCCGCCCUCCUGCCCUCCAACCUCGGUCAUCUCUCCAACCUGCGCUCGCUCUCGCUGCGUGGCACCUGGCUCUGCCUGCCGCACUCCCUCUCUCGCCUCGCCCCGUGCCUGCACUCGCUGAAACUUCACUACAGCGGCGACAGGAGCGGGGAUUCCUUCCAGUGCUCUCUCCCUUCCUUUCUCACGGAUCUCACCUCCCUCACGCACCUUUACCUCCGCAACAUGCACGCUCCCUCCUCCCCCCCGCCCUCCUUUGCGCCCCUGCGCGCCCGCAUGGAGCAGGACAGCUGCUUCCCCGGCCACAUGUCACUUCCAGAAGAUCUGGGCCAGCUGGCAGCGUUGGAGUGGCUGGAGCUGAGAGGCUGCUGCUUGAGAGACAGCCUUCCGCGGUCCUUCUGUGACGUGACCUCCCUGCGACGCCUCUUCAUUGGUAGCAAAUCCCUAAAGCAUCUGCCCACGGCGAUCUCUAAGCUGUCGCGCCUGGAAGAGCUCACUAUUCACUGGUGCCACAGCCUGGAAUCCCUGCCUUCGGGAUUUGGCAGCUUGGGAGCACUGAAGAAGCUGAAUAUCCGCGGUGUGUCGAAGGAUUAUCUUCCCGACACCCUUGGCGGCUUAUCCUCCCUCGAGGAGGUUUCGUUGGCUCUUUGCUCUCACAGUUUCAGCCUGCCUCGCUCCUUCUGCCACCUCCCUCGCCUGCUCACGCUUACUCUCACCAGCUGUGAUGAUCUCACCACCCUGCCUGCCAACUUCGGCUCGCUAUGCUCCCUGCAGCGCCUCUCUGUCGUCUCGUGCAAAAAGUUCCACCAUCUGCCAGACUCGUUCUCCGGCCUUCCCUCCCUGACCCUUCUCAGCAUCUCCAACUGCCCGGAUUUCUCCUCCCUUCCUGAGACCUUUGGUUCGUUGCCCCGCCUAACUCGCCUCAUUGUUGUUGAAUGUGACUCAUUUACCCACCUUCCCGGUUCCUUCUCCUCCCUGUCUGCGCUCCGAGUGGCCUGCUUCAGCCUCUGCAAGCAGCUGCACUCCCUCCCGCCCACCCUUGGCCUGCUGCCUCGCUUAGAAGUGCUUCAAUUGAGGGAGUGCGUGGCACUCAAGUCGCUACCAGAAUCGCUGAGGGAGGUGAGGGCACUGAGGCACGUGGAUGUGUAUGGUAGUGGUGUGUCGGAGGAAGGGGUGGAGGUGCGCGUUUGUGGAAAACAAGUGCAUGUUGUGAGGGGGGGGAUGGGACUUCCCAAGCAUGUGGGGACAAAGGACAAGGGGAGGAAGGGGAGAGGAUGA